AUGGGAAUCGGAGUGAUAGGGAGUCAGAGUUGUGGGAGUCAGAGUGAUGUGGAGUCAGAUAGAUGGGGAGUCAGAGUGAUGUGGAGUCAGAUAGAUGGGGAGUCAAAUAGAUGGGGAGUCAGAGUGAUGGAGAAUUCACAACCUGCAUAUUUGGUUUUAUUCGUUUCAGCGUGCGGCAAAGCAGAUUUCGUUUUUCUUCUCGACGAAUCUGGAAGCGUUGGAGCAGUCGACUUCGAAACUGCUAAAACAUUCGUGAAGAAUGUCGCCAAGUCCUUCACCGUUGGCCCCAACGAAAUCCAGAUCGGUCUCGACACCUUCGCGUCCGACCCACGCAGGCACUUCAAGCUUAACCGAUACACGACGUCGGCCGAGAUACAGACCGCCAUCGACGCCAUCGACUACGUCGGCAGCGGCACCUCCACCGCCGACGCUCUGGCUUUCAUGGUGAGCGACAGCUUCAGCGCGGCGUCGGGGGCGAGGGAAGGUGUCACCAAGAUCGCAGUCGUCAUCACGGAUGGAGAGUCGAACGACAAAGCGGCGACGAGGACGCAGGCUAAGUUGGCACGAGAAGCCGGCAUCACAAUCCUGGCCGUCGGCGUGGGCAGCAACGUGGACGAAACCGAGCUGAAUGACAUCGCCAGCGACCCGGACAGCCAGUACGUAUUCAAGGCGGAUUCGUUUGACGCGCUGAAGACCAUACAAGACGUUUUGGCCAAGACGGCCUGCGAAGUGUCACAGCCAGAAACUAGCGAAUGCGGUCACGCCGCACUGCAGAACGCCGUCACGGGGAGGAUGUUAAACGGACGACCUAACGGGCGCUGUGAGUGGCCGUGGAUGGUGUCGGUGCGGGGCAAGACGUCAGACACAGACAAACAGUGUGGUGGCGUCAUCGUCGGCAGGAACAAGGUCAUCACCACGGCAGCGUGUGCACAGGGCAUCACGUCAGGAAUUGAAGUGGUGAUUGGAGAGAACAACAUCUACAAGGACAACGAACCUCUGCUGUCGUCUCUCAUCGAGAAGGUCAUCGCCGUAGAAACCGUCGUCGUGCACCCCGACUACAACAGCGUCACCACAGCCAAUGACAUCGCGGUGCUGAAACUCGGCGAGAAUAUCGAAUAUAGCACAUGCGCAUUGCCAGUUUGUCUUCCUGAUGUGAUUCUGGCUGACAGCUGCCAACAGGACAUUACACACCAGUGCACCAUGGGAGGUUGGGGGGCAUUUGAUGAUUCUCUGAAAAGAUCAAAACGUCUACGAACAACGUACGCCAAGUUUCUAGGACCGGAAGUGUGUGACGCCAUCUAUAAGUACGCAAGAAAUAACUUCCUUCCCACCAACACGGCGUGUGUUGAGUCCAUUAACAAGAGAGACAACCCUUGCUUGUAUGAUCAUGGCGGCAUGGUGGUGUGUUCCCGCAAUGGCAGGUGGAUUCUGCACGGCAUCAUAACGUUACCGAGCUGUUUCGACCAGCUUCCCAGUCUUGUCAUUGACAUCACCAGCCAGGCUAUCCAGGACUUCAUAAAGAAGAUCUAUGCAUACCUGGCCAUGGCAUCACAAAUGCUUACCUGUGUUAUAAAAAUAAAGAUGCACACAGCGUGCGGCAAAGCAGAUUUCGUGUUUCUUCUCGACGAAUCUGGAAGCGUUGGAUCAGUCAACUUCGAAACUGCUAAAACAUUCGUGAAGAAUGUCGCCAAGUCCUUCACCGUGGGCCCCAACGAAAUCCAGAUCGGUCUCGACACCUUCGCGUCCAACCCACGCAGGCACUUCAAGCUUAACCGAUACACGACGUCGGCCGAAAUACAGACCGCCAUCGACGCCAUCGACUACGCCGGUGGCGGCACCUCAACCGCCGACGCUCUUGCUUUCAUGGUGAGCGACAGCUUCAGCGCGGCGUCGGGGGCGAGGGAAGGAGUCAUCAAGAUCGCAGUCGUCAUCACGGACGGAGUGUCGAACGACAAAGCGGCGACGAGAACGCAGGCUAAGUUGGCACGAGACGCCGGCAUCACCAUCCUGGCCGUCGGCGUGGGCAGCAACGUAGACGAAACCGAGCUGAAUGACAUCGCCAGCGACCCGGACAGCCAGUACGUGUUCAAGGCGGAUUCGUUUGACGCGCUGAAAACCAUACAGGACGUGUUGGCCAAGACGGCCUGCGAAGUGUCACAGACAGCGGGCGGCAAAGCAGAUUUCGUGUUUCUUCUCGACGAAUCUGUAAGCGUUGGAGCAGCCGACUUCGAAACUGUUAAAACAUUCGUGAAGAAUGUCACCAAGUUCUUCACUGUUGGCCCCAACGACAUCCAGAUCGGUCUCGACACCUUCGCGUCCGAGCCACGCAGGUACUUCAACCUUAACCAAUACACGACGUCGGCCGAAAUACAGACCGCCAUCGCCGCCAUAGACUACGUCGGCACCGGCACCUCAACUGCCGACGCUCUGGCUUUCAUGGUGAGCGACAGCUUCAGCGCGGCGUCGGGGGCGAGGGAAGGAGUCGUGAAGAUCGCAGUCGUCAUCACGGACGGAGAGUCGAACGACAAAGCGGCGACGAGGACGCAGGCCAAGUUGGCGCGAGACGCCGGCAUCACCAUCCUGGCCGUCGGCGUGGGCAGGGUGGAAGACACCGAGCUGAAUGACAUCGCCAGCGACCCGGACAGCAAGUACGUGUUGAAGGCGGAUUUCUUGAAAGCGGUGAAAAUCAUACAGGACGAGUUGGCGUGA
Messenger RNA from Gigantopelta aegis, 2709 nucleotides. Its product is annotated as collagen alpha-6(VI) chain-like. Gene Ontology annotation, molecular function: serine-type endopeptidase activity. The transcript has 12 exons. NCBI's taxonomy places the organism in Eukaryota, Metazoa, Mollusca, Gastropoda, Neomphalida, Peltospiridae. The record is from RefSeq and is a predicted model, not a curated record. Bases 1 to 2709 code for a protein of 902 amino acids. Gene Ontology annotation, biological process: proteolysis.